Molecule: messenger RNA, 818 nt
Organism: Pseudocercospora fijiensis CIRAD86
Lineage: Eukaryota; Fungi; Ascomycota; Dothideomycetes; Mycosphaerellales; Mycosphaerellaceae
Exons: 3
Coding region: 91-660 (189 amino acids)
Biological process (GO): protein folding; protein peptidyl-prolyl isomerization
Molecular function (GO): peptidyl-prolyl cis-trans isomerase activity
Source: RefSeq, a predicted model, not a curated record
CUCCUCCGAACAUCCCUCACCACCACACUCCAAGCAUCCCGACUCCAGCAACCAACUUUCAACCGGUCCUUCCACGCUUCACCCGCCACCAUGACCAUCUCCGCCUACUUUGACGUGACCUGGACUGGUCCAAAGAUCACCGUCGACGCCAGCGGCAAGGUCGUCAACGUUGACAAGUCCGACGCGGAGCGCUCUGCCCGCAUCAACUUCGACCUCUUCGACGAUGUCGUCCCAAAGACUGCCGAGAACUUCCGUGCUCUCUGCACUGGCGAGAAGGGCUUUGGUUACGCUGGCUCCAAGUUCCACCGUGUCAUCCCAGACUUCAUGCUUCAGGGCGGUGACUUCACCCGUGGCAACGGCACUGGUGGCAAGUCCAUCUACGGCGAGAAGUUCGCAGACGAGAACUUCAAGCUUACCCACAACAAGCCAUUCCUCCUCUCCAUGGCCAACGCUGGCCCAAACACCAAUGGUUCCCAAUUCUUCAUCACCACCGUCGUGACUAGCUGGCUCGACGGCCGUCACGUCGUUUUCGGCCAAGUCAAGGAGGGCGACACCGAGGCCAUGGGCGCUGUCAAGUCCAUUGAGGCUUGCGGUACCAGCUCUGGUGGCAUCAAGAACAAGAACAACCCACCAACCAUUGUUGGCGCUGGUGCUUCUUAAGGGCGACAAGAGCAAUGCAUGCCAUGGUGCGAUGAUAUGAUACAACAUCUGCAGGAUAGCGAAACAAUGCCUAGCGUUGGCUGAGUAUCUGCAGCGUCCUGGGCUAGCCCAGUGAGCUUAAAAGUAGCCUUGACAUGAAAUGAGAUUCUUCUCACCAC